Molecule: messenger RNA, 3601 nt
Organism: Ahaetulla prasina
Lineage: Eukaryota; Metazoa; Chordata; Lepidosauria; Squamata; Colubridae
Gene: TMEM18
Product: transmembrane protein 18
Exons: 5
Coding region: 220-633 (137 amino acids)
Cellular component (GO): nuclear membrane
Source: RefSeq, a predicted model, not a curated record
AAAGAACUACAGCUGAAAGUAGUUACAACAAACAUUUCCGGCUUUCUCAUGGAACGGACCACGGAGCUGUUUAUGAGACAAAGAAGGGGUGCAAGCCUUUAGCUUGCAUGUAGAACCAAUUCCUCUUACUUGGUUAAUAUUGAACCUCUGUUAUCCCCCCCCCCAAACACAUUUGGGUGGAAUGUUUGGCUGAGGCAGAGGAGGAAUUCUUCCCAAAUCAUGGAAUUCCCAGGGCGCUUGCCGAUCGGGGUCACCAGGAUCCUCACGGACACCGAUUGGUCUGAACCCUGGAUUUUAACUCUAGUGUUUUUCCACGUAGUCUGCUUAUUUUUUACUUACCUUUCAUUCCGGCACUACCGUUUACAAAUAGGACUUUUUCUAUGUCUCAUAAUCCUGGUAUUCUGUGCAGAAUACAUAAACGAAGCAGCUGCUGCAAACUGGAGAUUCUUCUCAAAGCACCAGUACUUUGAUUCCCAAGGAAUGUUUAUUUCAUUAGUGUUCUCAGUACCAUUACUCCUAAAUGCCAUCCUCAUAGUGAUUGCUUGGGUUUAUAAAACAGUGAACAUAAUGACAGAACUAAAGACGAUACAGCAGAAAAGGAAAGCAAGGAGAGAAAAUAAGAAAAGUCAAUAAAUGUGUAUCUUUUGUAACUGGUUAUGUUACCAAAUAUUCUGUCACCCAUAUUAACUUGAAGUUGGAAGUUAGGGAUUUUUAUAUUCCUUUAUUACGUUCUUAUUGUUCUAUGAAAAAAAUCAUGUUCCUUUUGAGCCCACUGUGAGAGCAAUUCUUAUAUGGCAUUUCGCUAUAUAUCCUACUUUAUUCUAAACCAGUCAUAAGCCAUCUCAUACGUUUAUUAGAGUUUCUCUAAUGUACUGUUUUAUCAUAGCUUAAUGCAUGAGUUGUUCAAGGUUUUAUGAUAGAUGUUGUGCAUCAAAUAUGCCAAAAUGAACAAGUAAAUCUUAAUAAGUACCAGUUCAUAAAACUGGUUAGCUACAUAAUUGCCACCCAUGAUUAAUUUCCAUUUAGCAACUAUCAUAGCUAUAUAACAGUUUAUACAACAUUUUCAUGGUACAAAGUAAUUAUUGUUGGUACAAACUUCUAAAACAAAAUGAUAAAAUGUUGCAUUGUAACAUGAGGCAAACCCUCAGCCUUCCAUUCUGACAUGUCAACAUCGGAUAUAUAUAUAUAUCUGAUAUGUAUUGCAGAUUAUAAAUCAUGCAGUUUGUGUUGCUAUGCAUGUUUUGUCAUCCUCCCACUUUGUAAAUGCCUAUACUAAGUGUGCUUGGUUGUAAAUUUCUAACAUUUUGUGGGCGUUGUAUUCAAACUUUUAUAUGAGAAGUAUAAUUUAAUAGUGUGGGUUGCUGUGGUUAUCAUAUGAACUUAUUUCUGUUUUUUAAUUAAAUGCUUAAGGGUUCAUUAAGCUCUUACCAUUUUUCAGACCUUUGUAAAUACUUUGGGAUUGCAUUCCUAUAUUUAUGUAGGAGCAAGUUACUGAACUCAGUCUGAAACAGUUUUACUUACUAACAAGUAAGCUUGCGUUCAAAAUUUUUUGAAUAGGAUUGCGCUGUGUGUUUACAAGCUCAGAGUUGUUAUAAUAUAGCAAAUUGCUGUUCAAGAAGCAAGCAAAAUCUAAUACCAGGAAGUCAUGAAAUGUGAGAAGCUCACACAAAUGGAAUCAAAGUCCUGGAUCUGAAGAGGAUAUAGAGAUUAAAAUAGAAUUAAUGUAAACUUGGUGCUAGUGAUACCACCAGAUUCAAUCCUGUGUUAGAAUGUUGAAAAAGGAAUGUUCAGUCCUGCUUCGGACAAAAUGGUAACAAAAGGUUUACCCCAAACCGGGGGGAGGGAGAAGGUUGAAAUAUUUGUAGAAGAAGAAACACAACGGCCUGAUUACUCUCUUAGCUUUGAUCCUAUAAUCCUAAAAUGUAGUUUGAUUUUUUUUAAUAUUUGCAAGGUUCUAGCAAACUUGUAUGCCUUAACAAAAUAAUAAUAUCCAAAAUAGGAGAAAGGGGUGUAAUUAGGAAGGCAGGGGGAAAAAAAGUGUCAGGUAUUAUUUUCGUGUGUGUAUGUGUGAAGGCAUCUUCAUAUCCAUCCAUUUGAACUGGAAAACAGUUCAUAGAGGCAAGCUGAAACUAGCUGAGACUUUGGAGUAGGUGUCUUCUCUCUGUCCUACAAUCUGAUGGGGCUGUAAACUUCCGUUUUCCAAUUCUGAAAGAUUGCUGUGAGGGAAGGUAUGUUUCUCAUAUUGCUUAUAGUAUUUAAAAAAAGUGGGAGUUUUGCCACCUGUUCACAAAAUCAUUUUAAACACGGCAGUUUGGAUUCAAAGUCAGAGAAUCAGAAGGAUUUCUUCUAUUCCUGAAAUUGUUUUCAAUGUUUAUUAAAUACAACUUCCAGUUCAGUUAAGUGAAGCUAAUUCUUUAGAUUUUUAACUUUAGAAGGUAAAGAUUUAUUAAAGAACAUGGUAUGUAAUGUUCAGUUAGAGUUAAAAGCUUUCAGAAAGAAGGCAAGAUAACUGAAAAAUUUUAUGCAGUACAAGGUUAUAUAGUUCUCAACUUACGACCACAAUUGAGCCCAAAAUGUCUGUUGUUAAGUGAGACAUUUGUUAAGUUAUCCCCCCCCCCAUUUUACAACUUUUCCUGUCACAGUUGUUCAGUGAAUCAUUGCAAUUGUUCAGUUAGUAACAUGGUUAUUAAGUGAAUCUGGCUUGCCCGUUGAUUUUGCUUGUCAGAAGAUCUCAAAAGGUGAUCACAUAACCCUGGGACACUGCAACCAUCGUAAAUAUGAGUUGGUUGCUAAGCAUCUGAAUUUUGAUCAUGUGACUAUGGGAAUGCUGCAACGUUUGUAAGUGUGAAAAACAGUCGUAAGUCAUUUUUUUUCAAUGCCUUUGUAACUUCACUAAACGAAUCCUUGUAAGUUAAAGACUACCUGUAUGAAAAACUCUUGACACUCUGAGAGUGAGAUGGGUGCUGUCUAAAUUUUAUAAAUAAAGGGGGUAAUAUUUUAGUAAUAGAGAAGACAAAUGCAGAUGUUUCUAGAACUGUCAUCCCAGGAAGGACUGCAGAUUACCCCUCUCACAAGAAAAGACUAUUAAAAUGGAAUUCUGACAUUUGAGAAGUUUGAAGUCAAAGUUAAAUCAUCCAAAUGUUUGUAUUUUCUGCUAUCUGUUUUUUUCAAAUGUUAUAACUCGAUGUAAAUACAGUGCAAUCCAUGGAACAAAAAUUCACUCCUUGCUGGAGCACAAUGCAUUGCAUGCAAUUUGCCACCAGGUGCUGCUGUUUCACAGAUUUUGGGGGAUCCCGGAACUAUGUUAAGCAGGGCCAUCUGAAGAGACCAAAGCACAGGGGAACCUCUCCUCUUUUAUGCUGCUUUUCGAGAUAGUAGCCACCCAAGCAGGAAAAUGUGGCAACAUCACACAGUAGAAUACAAACACCAAAAAGGAGGGAUUUUGCCUCCACACAAAUUACCAGAUUACUAAAACUAAGGAAUCCAAUCCAACGGAAGGAUGAUAGUGAUGUGGUCUGCAGCAACUGACCGCAACUGCUUCCAAUCCAGGCAGAGAAUUCCCCAAAGACAGAUUUUACGUGAAUGUUUUGUCUUGAUUGGC